This is a messenger RNA of Gastrolobium bilobum, 1014 nucleotides long. RefSeq names its product transcription factor RAX2-like. The transcript has 3 exons. Bases 1 to 1014 code for a protein of 337 amino acids. The record is from RefSeq and is a predicted model, not a curated record. Lineage: Eukaryota; Viridiplantae; Streptophyta; Magnoliopsida; Fabales; Fabaceae.
AUGGGAAGAGCACCAUGUUGUGACAAGGCAAUUGUGAAGAGAGGGCCAUGGUCACCUGAAGAAGACUCAAAGCUGAAGGAUUACAUAGAGAAGAAUGGGACUGGAGGGAAUUGGAUUGCUCUUCCUCAGAAAGCUGGUCUCAAGAGAUGUGGGAAAAGUUGCAGAUUGAGAUGGCUUAACUAUCUCAGGCCCAACAUUAAGCAUGGAGAUUUCUCAGAUGAAGAAGACAGAAUAAUUUGCAGCCUCUAUGUUAAUAUUGGAAGCAGGUGGUCAAUUAUAGCUGCUCAGUUGCCAGGGAGGACUGACAAUGACAUAAAGAACUAUUGGAACACAAAGUUAAAGAAAAAGCUCAUGGGGUUUCUUCUUGUUUCUCAUCAAAGAAAACCUCAAUUUCCAUCUUCCAAUGAACAAAAUCCACUACCUUCUCCUUCUUCUCACCCACUAUCCUCAUCAAUGUACACUGACUACUGCAGCUACAACCCAGCAACAGCUUCAUCUUUCACAGGUCUUGAACCUAUUUCACUUCCUUCAAGUAACUAUGCAAGCACAAGUUGCAACACAACAACCUCAAUUUCUGUCCCCUUUUACCAAAACCAAGAGUCCAUGGUUAGUGUUAGUCCCAUGCAACAAUAUUACCCUAUCAGAGACAACAUGCUCAUUUUUGGUAGUGAAGGAAGUUGCAGUUCCUCUGAUGGAAGCUGCACUCAGGUUAGCCAUAGCAGGGAGAUCAAGCAAGAGGAAAUGGGUUAUCAGAGCUACAUGUCUAGUGGAUUUGAAGAAUAUAACAACAAUUUUAUGCUUAGUUAUGGAAGCACUAAUGAUGGUGGUGAAAAUAAUAUUAACCAUUAUGCAGAAAAGUCAUCAUGUGGAUUCUUUGGCCAAAAGCAAACCCCUAAUUUGGAUUAUGAUCUUGAGAAUAUUAAGCAAUUGAUUAGUAGUAGUAGUAACAACAACAGUUUCAGUAUUGAUGAAAACAAGACAGAGGAGAAAGGCAUGUACUAUUGCUACUACUGA